AUGACCACGCCCGCGGCUCCCGCCAAACCGGCACCGGGGCUACGCAAGUACAAGAUCGUGUUCUUGGGUGACCAGAGCGUGGGGAAAACCCUGCUCAUUACCCGGUUCAUGUACGACACCUUCGACGAGCAGUACGCCGCCACCAUCGGCAUCGACUUCCUCUCGAAAACGAUGUAUUUGGACGACAACCGCACCGUGCGCCUCCAGUUGUGGGACACGGCGGGACAGGAACGUUUUCGACUGUUGAUCCCGUCGUACAUCCGCGACUCCCACGUCGCCGUCGUCUGUUACGACAUCACCAACAAAAAGCUGUUCCAGAACUUGGAGAAGUGGAUCAAGGACGUCCAGCUGGAGCGUGGUGACGACGUCAUCAUCGUCAUCGUCGGCACAAAGUCCGAUUUGGCCCAGCAGAACCGCCAGGUGACGCUGGACGAGGUCGAGGCGUUGCACCAAAAGGUGGGGCUGAAGUUCUACAUUGAGACGUCGACCAAGGCCAACCACAACGUGAAGUUGUUGUUCAAGAAGAUUGCCCAGGCGUUACCGGAAGCAGGCCCGCUGCUGGGUGGUAGCGAAGCCAACGAACCCACCCAGACCGUCGAUAUCUCCGUCGACACCCUGGCGCCCCAGACCAAGUGCUGCUGA
Messenger RNA from Diutina rugosa, 642 nucleotides. RefSeq names its product Rab family GTPase. NCBI's taxonomy places the organism in Eukaryota, Fungi, Ascomycota, Pichiomycetes, Serinales, Debaryomycetaceae. Gene Ontology annotation, molecular function: GTP binding; GTPase activity. Bases 1 to 642 code for a protein of 213 amino acids. The record is from RefSeq and is a predicted model, not a curated record. The transcript has a single exon.